This is a messenger RNA of Vespula pensylvanica (western yellowjacket), 3578 nucleotides long. It is a transcript of the gene Rtnl1, whose product is annotated as reticulon-1-A. The transcript has 5 exons. NCBI's taxonomy places the organism in Eukaryota, Metazoa, Arthropoda, Insecta, Hymenoptera, Vespidae. The record is from RefSeq and is a predicted model, not a curated record. Bases 122 to 2053 code for a protein of 643 amino acids.
CCUUGCAAAGGUAGAAGGAGUAGAAUAUUAAAGAGGAGGAAGAGUAGGGACGAGGAGGAGGAGGAGGAGGAAGAAGAAGAAGAAGAAGAAGAAAAAGAAGAAAAAGAAGAAGCAGAGGAAGAUGUCGACGACGUUCCAGGAGAGUAAAAUAACAACGGGUCCUCUCAUGGAGGAGCUUAAGAAGAAUGAUUCCGAUUGUAAGAGCGAGGAGAUGAUUUCCAACAUCAAACGGGAGCACGAUUCGACCGACGAUUUCGAACGGGUCGAGCCAGAGAAUUUGUUCGUCGGGGAGCUCGGUAAGAAGGAAGAAGGUUCGUUUGGGAAAGAGACGAAGGGAGAGGUUAAGGCGGAGGCGGUGGAGGUGGAGGAAAAGAAGGAGAAGGAGAAGGAGGUGCUGACGAAGGAGGAAGAGGAGGAGAAGGAGAAGGAAAAAGGUGAGAAAAAGGAAGGGGAAUCGGAGGAAGGGAAAAAAUCAGAAUCGUCGUCGUUGCCCACGACAGUGUCAACGUCGGAAUCGCCACGUGUGCAGGAUCAUCGUCUAGGACACUCGACGGAUCUAAAGGUUCAUACGGAUCAUCAGUUGCCAAGUAUUACCAAACAUAGUUCCUUCUUAAACGAGGGCCGCGAAGGUGAGGAGGAAGAGGAGGAAAAGGCCUUACCCGCCACCCCGCCACCUUCCGCCGAUAUCGAGAAGUAUAAUUCCAUGGCGGAUCCGUUUCAACGGCCGGCAGGUAGGACAACUUCCGCGGAAGGGUUCAACCCCAGGGCAGCGACAGUCGCUUUCGUGGAAACCGAACGAGCCGCCGCAUCAUCGGCACCAUCACCCCAGACCUUAUCAACGAACAGUGCUGAGAACGACGUACUCCUUGAUCUCUCCGACAACACAACCGACGUACUAACCUCUACGACGGCAGACCAAACAAAAAUGAAUUUCGAUCAGAGCUUAAAUCCUAUGUCGAAAGAUACGAGCGAAAAAGAACCCGUAGUAUCUUCCAACCUACUCGAUCUUGAUUCCUUCCAAUCGACGACGACCUCCGCUCCACCUGUUCCCCUCACGAAUCUCGAUACGGAUAACGCUGAUCUUCUUUCGACUAGUAAUCACGAUACUUUUGAACACGUCGAUGAUAAUCUCACGAAAAACGAUAAAACUCUUGAUGAUCGUUGGAAGGUUAACGAAUCGGUCGAUGUUCUACCGACGAUCGCGAAGAAAGAUCAAAAUGAUGUUAACGUGAACGACGUUAUCAAAGAAACGACCGCGAUCGAGUCAACGAUCAAAAGGAAAGAUCAAAACGACGAUAAGACGAUUAAUUCCGGUAAAAAUGCCGAAUCUAAAGCUACUUCGAUUCCAUCGAAAACAUCGACGAACGUGACGCAAGACGUCGGCCAGAAGGAUGGAAGGUAUUUUGAUAAAUCCAGAAAUAAGGUUCAAGAAAUUGAAAUCGCACCAAAGGAAAUCUUCAGGGACAUGGGACUUGUGGCCACUCUGAUCUACUGGCGCGAUCCAAAGAAAUCAGGAGCUGUCUUCGGAGCGACCUUAGGGUUGCUUUUGUCGCUGGCCUACUUCAGUCUGAUCAGCGUACUUGCUUAUUUAUCAUUACUCAUUCUUAUCGCCACGGUAGCCUUUCGUAUCUACAAAAGUGUACUUCAGGCUAUCCAAAAAACUUCAGAUGGACAUCCGUUUAAAUACGUUCUUGAUUUAGAUCUUACAUUACCUACCGAAAAGACGCACGAACUCGCAGAUAUUGCGGUAGCUCAUAUAAACGCAACUAUCAGCGAAUUACGCAGACUCUUCCUAGUCGAGGACAUCGUUGAUUCGCUCAAAUUUGGCGUUUUACUUUGGUGCUUCACUUACAUUGGCUCAUGGUUCAAUGGAAUGACUUUAAUGAUCAUUGGUGUCGUCGCACUUUUCACACUACCAAAAGUGUACGAGACGAAUAAAACACAAAUCGAUGAGAAUAUGGCUCUGGUUAAGGGAAAGGUCGAUGAGUUUACUGCCAAGAUAAAGGCAGCUAUCCCUCUAGUUAAAAAACCGGAACCAACGAAGGAGGAUUAAAAAAAUCGCAUACAUGGUGAGAUGUUUCAGCAGAAUGUUUGAUAAGAACAGAAAGGAUUAUAAUGUAAAGGCAUAAGAAACGCAGAAAGUGAAAUGAAAAAGUAACAGCGCGUGUGGAUAGAACAAUAUGAACGCAAAAUGAAGAGAAAUUGCAGAAGCUUGAUUGGUAUGCGCUGCGAUUGCUUGAAAAAAUGUAGGAAAGCGAAACUGUGAACAAGAAUGUCAUAUAUGUUGAAUCUUUGUCGAGAUGCAUUAAAAAAGAGAGAGAUUGCUCUUUUUAAGAAAAGCUAAGAGAAAAAGAAAAUCGACUGAAGAUUCAAUGUUCAUGCAUUCAUAGACAUUUUGUUCACAAGUAUCUUUAUUAUGAAAGACAGAAAGGUAUAUAAUGCUUAGCAAUUAAUCAAUCGUUCAUUAACUAUGAUACAAUGGUGACAUAUUUUAACUAGCUGUAAUAAUGCAAUCUCUAUGCGAGGAUACUUUUUAGAAAUCUGUUUCGUCGUAAUCUUUAACUAACGUGUUUCAUAAUUAUCGCAAAUUUUCGAUAUCCUUCUUCACUUUACGUCCACUUGUUCUUGGUACUAAGUCACGUCAUUGAUAUAAGGCUAUUGUAAGCGCUUAUAUACAUGCUUAAUGUGUAUAUAUCUUAUAUUAUGUGAUUUAAUGUCAAGAACAAGGGGUACUGUUGUACAACAUAUGGUAGUCUUAAGUUUUCUUUUAAUAAAUGAGUUUCUUUUUCUUUUAUCACAUGAUUUUGAAGACAACAAUAUAAUGUGUAACAGUUCCCCUUUCGCAGUGUCUUAUGUUGUUUGUUAGCGCGUUUAAAAGUCGAGAGAAAUUAUAAUGCAAAUUAUACAAUGUAUAUUAUGUCUAAUGACGUUGACAGUUACAUAAUAUUAUCAUAAUUACCAUUAUUAAUUAUAAUUAAAUUUUUAAUAUAUGUAUAUAUAACAGGGUAAACCUAUCCAAUUCAGUGAUAUUAAAAUUUUCUUAAAGAGAUGAAAGUGUAUGAUUUAUAAAUAUGUGAUAACAAAAAUUUAAUAUUUAAUUAUAUAGAUAAAUCAUGUAAUUAUCAUUUUUAAUGAAACGCAUUAAUUACCAAAAGAAAGAAAGGAACGUUCAUUAAAAAUAAAACUUGUCAAUUUUUGUUGUUUGAUCGAUGCAGACCUAACUAUGAUGGCUGUUGCGGAACUAGGUAGGUUUCCCUGAUAUCUGUGUGCAUGUAUAUGUAUAAUGUGCAAUUACAUUAUAUAUCAUAUGUGUCAAUGAAAAAUGACAAACAUUUAAUUGUAAAAUUGUUGCACGAUAACAGGAGGCGGAACACGUUAGACAACAAAAGAUGAAAAUGUCACUUUAUAUUAUAUCAUGGUACCUAUCUAGGCCAAGACCACAUCUUUGUAUUAAAAUUGACAGCAAAAUGUUGACAAUGUGAAAUGUAAUACGCGUAUCGCUUCUUGAAGUUCUCAUUAUUGCAUCUGCAUCCAUACGAUUAAUUUAUAAAUAAAAUUACAUUGAAUAAGAUAUAUAA